UCUAUUUUUUGAAACUGUUCUAUUAAUAGAUAGAUGUUCACCUUUGAGACAAAGGUAUAAUUCCAUAGCAUAAUCUGUCUCUAAUGCGAGAAAGUUACAUAGUGUCUACUUUUUCUGAUAAAGGGGUAUUUUCAUGGGUUUGCCUUGGUAUCGUGUCCAUACCAUCGUGUUGAAUGAUCCUGGCUGGUUAAUCGCUGUGCAUAUAAUGCAUACAGCUCUAGUUUCUAGAUGGGCCGGUUCGAUGGCUCUUUAUGAAUUAGCAGUUUUCGAUCCAUCCGAUCCUAUUCUUGAUCCAAUGUGGAGACAAGGUAUGUUCGUUAUACCUUUUAUGACUCGUUUAGGAAUAAAGGAUUCAUGGGGUGGAUGGAGUAUAACCGGAGAAACCAGAUCUAAUCCAGGUAUUUGGAGUUAUGAAGGUGUGGCCGGGGUACAUAUUGUGUUUUCUGGCUUGUGCUUUUUAGCAGCUAUCUGGCAUUGGGUAUAUUGGGAUCUAGACGUAUUCUGUGAUUCCCGUACAGGAAAACCUUCUUUAGAUUUGCCUAAGAUUUUUGGAAUUCAUUUAUUCCUCUCAGGAGCAGCUUGUUUCGGAUUCAGAGCGUUUCAUGUAAUGGGUUUGUAUGGCCCUGGAAUAUGGGUGUCUGAUCCUUAUGGACUAACUGGAAAAAUACAGCCUGUAAAUCCGGCAUGGGGAGCUGAAGGUUUUGAUCCUUUUGUUCCGGGAGGAAUAGCUUCUCAUCAUAUUGCAGCAGGUAUAUUGGGUAUAUUAGCAGGUCUAUUCCAUCUCAGUGUUCGUCCUCCCCAACGUUUAUACAAAGGAUUACGUAUGGGGAAUAUUGAAACUGUCCUCUCCAGUAGUAUUGCUGUUGUGUUUUUUGCAGCUUUCAUUGUGGCCGGAACAAUGUGGUAUGGUUCCGCAACCACUCCGAUUGAAUUGUUUGGUCCUACUCGUUACCAGUGGGAUCAGGGAUACUUCCAACAAGAAAUAGAUCGACGAGUUCAUGCCGGUCUGGCUGAAAAUCUGAGUCUAUCAGAAGCUUGGUCAAAAAUUCUCGAAAAACUUGCUUUUUAUGAUUACAUUGGGAAUAAUCCAGCUAAAGGGGGGUUAUUCAGGGUGGGUGCAAUGGACAAUGGAGAUGGAAUUGCUGUUGGUUGGUUAGGACACCCUAUUUUCAAAGAUAAAAAUGGACAUGAGCUUUUUGUACGUCGUAUGCCUACCUUUUUCGAAACAUUUCCAGUCGUUCUAGUAGAUGAAGAAGGAAUUGUGAAAGCCGAUGUUCCUUUUAGGAGAGCAGAAUCAAAAUAUAGUGUUGAACAAGUAGGUGUAACUGUUGAGUUCUAUGGUGGUGAACUUGAUGGAGUUAGUUUUGGUGAUCCUGCUAUAGUCAAAAAAUAUGCUAGACGCGCACAAUUAGGUGAAAUUUUUGAGUUAGAUCGUGCUACUUUGAAAUCGGAUGGUGUUUUUCGGAGUAGCCCAAGGGGUUGGUUUACUUUUGGGCAUGCUACAUUUUCUCUUCUUUUCUUUUUUGGACAUAUUUGGCAUGGUGCUAGAACUCUAUUCAGAGAUGUUUUUGCCGGUAUUGAUCCGGAUUUGGAUGCUCAAGUAGAAUUUGGGGCAUUCCAAAAACUGGGAGAUCCAACUACUAAAAGACAAGUGGUAUAAUAUGGUAUUGCUCCGUUCGUUAAUGCAAUAGUGAGA
Cryptomeria japonica (Japanese cedar) is the source of this 1696-nucleotide messenger RNA. RefSeq names its product photosystem II CP47 reaction center protein. The record is from RefSeq and is a predicted model, not a curated record. The transcript has a single exon. Bases 134 to 1660 code for a protein of 508 amino acids. Gene Ontology annotation, biological process: photosynthesis; photosynthesis, light reaction; photosynthetic electron transport in photosystem II. Gene Ontology annotation, molecular function: chlorophyll binding. Gene Ontology annotation, cellular component: photosystem II; membrane. NCBI's taxonomy places the organism in Eukaryota, Viridiplantae, Streptophyta, Pinopsida, Cupressales, Cupressaceae.